AUGAUGUUGAAGAGAAGACAAGAGACUAAAGAAGAUGAGGAUUUGAGAAACUUUGUGGCGCUUAUAGGUAUCAUUGAAUUUGUUGAAGGAGAAGAAGUAUCUGAAUCCGAAUCUAAUGAAGAACAUGAAGAUGAUCUUGCUGAGAGUUACAAGGAGGUACGGGAGACAAUUAUCAGGCUUGGGCAAGAGAACCUAGCACUGACUGAGCUGCAGGCUAAACGAAAACUCAGUCAGGAGAAUGUACUGUUGAUGAAGGARAAACUCGGUCUAGCUAUCAAGGCAAGUAAUUUAGAGAAGGAAUUGCAUGCUGAGAAGGGAAUAUCUUCUCAACUUCAGUCGCAACUUGAUCUGCAGUAUAAGAAGAUUAACAUGUUCGCUGGUACAAGGAAAUUGGACAAGAUCCUGUCUCAUGGGAGGACUGAAAACAUCCACAGAGGUCUGGGAUACACUCGAAGAAAUGGUCCAGAGGCCAAAAACAUCAAGUUCGUGUCUGCUGGUGUGUCUUCACACCGUUUUCGUAGAAAUGAAAGUACUGCAGCACGCAAAACUAAGAGUAGUACAAUUUGGGUGAAGAAAAUGGAUCUGCAGUCAACUGCUACAAGACGUGCUUCAGCUAGUGCCUCAGGACUCAGAUUUCAGCGCAACAUGGCGUGCGUAUCAGAAGAACAAGAGUGUCCUGGUCCAAGGUUUUUCGAYAGUGGGAGUUCAAGCCAGAUGGUAGGAACAGUAAGCAAUCUACAAAACGUCAAGAAGGCUAAAGGUGCAAAUGUAACUUCUAGAGACAAAGGUGAUGGAAUGCCUCACCUCAAGGAAGGAGUCAAGAAUAUAUGUGAACCGGGCUACAAGGAAUAA
Messenger RNA from Arabis nemorensis, 852 nucleotides. Lineage: Eukaryota; Viridiplantae; Streptophyta; Magnoliopsida; Brassicales; Brassicaceae. The record is from the annotation of a GenBank genome assembly.